UCUUGAAACGAAGUUUACAAAAUAAACUUGAAUUGGGAAAUUUUCUUAUUCGCAAAUAUUUUGAAAUGUCGUAUAUGUCAGAAGUAGAACGUUCAAAGCUGAAAUAUCCAGAUUACUGGGACCGAGAACCUGACACCUGGGGAAGCAUAAAAGAUUGGGACUUUUACUUGCUUAAGAAACUGGAUUCGUCACAGAAAAGUGAUAGUAAAUUUUGGGAGAAGAAGGAACAAAUCUCAUCAUUACUUUUGGAGGCUGAUGUGGUCGAAUUGGAAUUGGAAAUCGCCAAGAAAAGGGGAAGAUAUGAUGUUCAUCAAAUAGCAAGACGAGGAUAUAAAACAUAUUCAGACAUAGAAUUUGGUCCAGAAGAACGAGAACAGAAGAGAAUUAGAGAUGAUUGUGUAGAUACCACUCCCUAUAUCAAUAAUUCGAGAAGUACCACUUCUGCAAUUCCAGCAUCAGAGGCCAAGCAAAACCAUACUUCCGAAAAUAAUAAAGACCUUGAUGAAAUGCUUAAAUUCGAUUUAAAAAGGAUUGAGAAGCAGUUGCAAAGUUCACUCACAAUUGAGUAUCAGUUUGACGUGAUUAAGAAGGCGAAAAAUGAAAGUUUGACAUAUAAGGAUGUUACUGAAAUCUUAGCUUUGUCAUCAGUAAUGUUACUUUGUCCAUCAUGCCCGUAUCCUAUAUUCACGAAUCGAGAAUGGAAAGAGAUAACUAGAGCUAAUCCUUAUACCAUAAAAGAACCACCACUUCCACCAGAGAUUUCGUCAUCUCUUCAUAAUACAGCUAGUAGAUAUUUAUAUGGUGAAGACGUAUUUAUGGAUCGUGGAGAAUCGGAGUUGGGUAAGAAGGUCGCGCUAAUGUUUAACAACUUAUAUGCUUGUAUUCCAGAGAUUGCUCCCUCAAAAUUAUCUGAGGAAGAACACAUUGAUAUGUUUGUUUAUCCAAUAACUCGUUCAUUGUUUCGUGGUCCUGAAAAAGAAUACGAACUUAGACUAAAUCGUGCCGUGCAGGCUCAAAAAAAGACCGAUCUUUCUUGCGUAGUUGAUGAUAUAACAAUUUUGAACUCGGAAUUCAAACCUUUAGGGUGUUAUCCAAGGCAACGGUAUGAAGAAAAAUUGAAAGCACAAUUACGGGGCAGAAAAUCAAUUAACCAGCAACUGCAAAAGAAGGAUGGUCCGGGUGAAUCUGCUAUUUUCACUAAUUUAGGUAAUUUGAUGGAAUCGUAUUUCAUGGAUCUGAAGUAUGAUGGAAUCUAUCGUUCUUGGCAUUUUCUCACAACUCGACUGGUUGUAGACAAAACAACAAUCCCACAAUGUGAUUUUGCAAUAAGCCAUAUGAUUGCUUUAGAGGAACAAGUCAGCAAAAUUUCGGAAAACUACAAAUAUCGAGAGCACCAAAGUAGUCAAACUAUGCUACCUAUACAGAAAUCAUUCAUGC
Messenger RNA from Funneliformis caledonium, 1437 nucleotides. NCBI's taxonomy places the organism in Eukaryota, Fungi, Glomeromycota, Glomeromycetes, Glomerales, Glomeraceae. The record is from the annotation of a GenBank genome assembly.